AUACAGUUUUAUGGUGAAUGCUCUUAUUCUCGAAAAUAUUAGUAACUUUAAAACAUUUUAUUCUAUAAUUGUUGUUGUUACAUAAAGUUGGUUAUUUGUGUUUUAUACCGUUACGUUAUAUUAUUAUGAAAAAAAAGUUAUAGAGAAUUGCUUUAUUACUAUUAGUCUGCAAAGUUCGAACUCUUUCUACAAAUCAAACAAACCUUAAGGUUAAGAUAAAACCAAAUAGGUACCCAACCAUAGUAAAUAAUAGAAUAAUAUCAAUUAUAUGAAAUUAUCCAUUUGUGUUACCAGAUAGUAGUUGUAAACCGACUUCCAUUUACUUACUGUCGUAAGAUGUUAGAUCAAGAGAACGAAAUGAUGAACAGCAAAAAUGAAGACGUAACACCACCAAAAGUAGCAAAACUACACAUCAUGUCUAUGGCAAACAGCGACGAUGAUACUGAUGAUGAUGAAAAUGAUGAAAAUUUAACAUACGAACAACUUCGAGAAAAAAGAAUGAGGGAAAAUAUGGAUAUGUUUGAAUUUACGGGAGUGAAUGAAGCUGCUACUGCUUUGGCAAAUACUUUGAAAAAACUAAAACCAGUAAACAAAAUAACUACUAAAAUUGUGUCUAAGCCUACAAAUACAGCUUUGCCCAUUAGACGCUCUAUGAGAAUAGCAAGACAGUCUAAUCCACUAGAAACCACUAAAGAAGAUUUAGAUGACACAAACCAUUCUUAUCGUUUAAGAUCAAAACAUACUUCAUUAUUAAUUAAUGAAGAUGAAAAUGAUUCUGAAUUAAACAUAAAUGACCCUGUAGUUAUAUCAGAAGAAGACUCUGAGUUUUUUGAAAAACUUAACUCUGACUUAGCUAUAAAAGAGCCAGUUAACGACUAUCAUUCAUGUGGUAUAAGGAGAUUUACUAAAGUAUUAAAAAGCCUUUCCAUUAAUGAAAUGCCAAUGAAAGUCAUUAAUGACCGUAUUUAUUCACUUGCCAUCCAUCCUUCAGAAAGCUCACUGAUUAUUGCUGCUGGUGAUAGAAAAGGGAAUAUAGCAUUAUUUAAUCAAAAAGAAACUGAUGCGAGAGAGUAUCGGGUACACCAUUCACCGGUUAACUGCCUAUCGUUUUGCUCUUGGGAUCCUUACAAGUUAUUCUCUACUAGCCAUGAUGGAUCGGUCAGAUGUGGUGACAUUGUCAAACGUACAUUUGACACUAUUUACACAUCUAAUUUGUGGCCAAGUGGUUCAAACAAAGACAGCCAUGUAACAUGGCAUUCAGAGUACGAAAGAAACCUCCUAAUAGGUUGUGGUUCUGGUGAUGUAGACUUGAUAGAUACACGCACUCCAAUGAAAGUCCAGGGUAGAGCUAGUUGUCAUCAGAGAUCAGUGCGCACGGUCCAGUCGCACCCUUUGGAAAAACAUUAUUAUUUAACUUCAUCCGGAGUGGGAGAAGUAUUGUUAAUGGACGUAAGGAAAAUGACAACAGAAAAAGUCGAUCCAGUUCUAAGGUUUGAUCAUCCCAGAGCAUUAACAAGUGCAUUCUUCUCGGCGACUGGUAUAAACAUGGUUACGACUUGUAAUGAUGAUCAAUUAAGAAUUUUUGAUACCAGUCAAUUGACCACUGCUUCGGAAGCUGUACGCACCAUCCCUCAUGACAAUCACACUGGUCGUUGGAUUUCGGUGUUCAAAGCUAAAUGGCAGCCAGGCAGAGAUGACACUUUUUUUAUCAGUUCUUUGUUAAAACCUAAAAGAAUGCAAGUUUAUGAUUCCAAGGGAGCAUUGUUACAUGCACUUAUAGCGGAUGAUGUUAUGACAACCUACUGUCCAGUAAUUGAAGUCCACCCUUCACAAGCCAUAUAUGUAGGAGGAAACGCUUCUGGAAAAUUACAUAUAUUUAGCACAGAGAAACAACUACAGUAGUUUGUAAUUAUACACAAACGCCUUCUCAUAUUGAGAUCAAACGUCUUAAUACUUUAUAAGAAAUUUUACUCUUAUUUAUACUUAUUUAUGCUCAUAGUUAUUUUAUUAGAAAAAAAUCCUAUACUCGAGAGUAUUUUAAUUGAAAACGAGAAAAUAAAUUAAAUAUUUAACUAUCAUUUGUUUAAUUUAUACAAACAUUCGAAUGUAUUGUAAAAACAUUUUUAAAAUAAAAUAAGUUAUUCUACAUAUCACUA
This is a messenger RNA of Adelges cooleyi (spruce gall adelgid), 2156 nucleotides long. Its product is annotated as WD repeat-containing protein 76-like. Gene Ontology annotation, molecular function: protein binding; DNA binding. The record is from RefSeq and is a predicted model, not a curated record. The transcript is spliced from 12 exons. Gene Ontology annotation, cellular component: nucleus. Bases 337 to 1902 code for a protein of 521 amino acids. Gene Ontology annotation, biological process: regulation of DNA damage checkpoint. Lineage: Eukaryota; Metazoa; Arthropoda; Insecta; Hemiptera; Adelgidae.